Molecule: messenger RNA, 3516 nt
Organism: Grus americana (Whooping crane)
Lineage: Eukaryota; Metazoa; Chordata; Aves; Gruiformes; Gruidae
Gene: GLB1
Product: galactosidase beta 1
Exons: 18
Coding region: 379-2202 (607 amino acids)
Biological process (GO): carbohydrate metabolic process
Cellular component (GO): vacuole
Molecular function (GO): beta-galactosidase activity
Source: RefSeq, a predicted model, not a curated record
GCUGAGGGACGCCGGCUCCGCCGCCGCUUCCUGCCUGCCUGCCGCCGCCCGUCAUGCUGCGGCUCCUGCUCCCGCUGGCCGGCUUGGCGGCGCUCCUCCGGGCGGCGGGGGAAGAGGUGCAGGCUGAAGAGAUGAGGAUGGGAUGCAGAGAAAAGAACCACUGCAGGGGCAAAGAAAGGAUACCAAGAGGGAUUUUUGGAAGGAGCAGAAGAAAAUGAGCGAAUAUACCCCAGAGGAGUUUUGGCAUUGAUUAUGACUGUGACUGCUUUGUCAAGGAUGGGAGACCUUUCCGUUACAUCUCAGGUAGCAUUCACUACUCACGGGUGCCCCGGUAUUACUGGAGAGACCGCUUGUUGAAGAUGAAGAUGGCAGGACUUGAUGCCAUUCAAACAUUUUUCUCAAAUUUGUUCUCUCUGGAACAGUAGCAACAGUUCUCUUGGAGGGAUUGCAAACCUAUGUGCAAAAAGGUAUGUGCCGUGGAACUACCAUGAACCCCAGCUGGGCAUGUAUGAUUUUUCUGGUGACAAAGAUCUAGAGUAUUUUCUGCAGCUUGCUAACGACACUGGUUUGCUUGUUAUCCUGAGAGCUGGACCUUACAUCUGUGCAGAGUGGGACAUGGGAGGUCUUCCUGCAUGGCUGUUGGAGAAGACAUCUAUUGUUCUCAGGUCUUCAGAUUCAGAUUACCUGGCAGCAGUAGAGAAAUGGAUGGGUGUCCUUUUGCCAAAGAUGAGGCCUCACCUCUAUCAAAAUGGAGGUCCAAUCAUCAUGGUGCAGGUAGAAAAUGAGUAUGGAAGCUACUUCGCUUGCGACUAUGACUAUCUCCGUUCCCUUCUGAAGCUCUUUCGCCAGCAUCUCGGGGAUGAGGUGGUGCUGUUCACAACUGAUGGUGCAAGCCGGUUUCACUUGAGAUGCGGAGCUCUUCAGGGCCUUUACGCAACAGUGGAUUUUGCCCCAGGUGGCAAUGUCACAGCAGCAUUCUUAGCUCAAAGGGGCAGUGAACCUACAGGCCCUUUGGUUAAUUCUGAGUUUUAUACUGGAUGGUUGGAUCACUGGGGGCACCGUCACUCUGUUGUGCCUACACAAACUAUAGCUAAAACACUUAAUGAAAUCCUGGCACGAGGUGCUAACGUUAACCUGUACAUGUUUAUAGGUGGGACUAACUUUGCCUAUUGGAAUGGUGCUAAUAUGCCCUAUAUGCCACAGCCCACUAGUUAUGACUAUGAUGCUCCACUGAGUGAAGCGGGGGAUCUGACAGAAAAAUAUUUUGCCUUGAGAGAAGUCAUUGGUAUGUAUAAGCAGUUACCAGAAGGUCUUAUCCCUCCGACAACACCCAAAUUUGCAUACGGGAAGGUUCGCUUGCAGAAGGUGGGCACUGUGGUGGAGAUUCUUGACAGGUUGUCACCUGUGGGACCAGUGAAAAGCACUUACCCAUUAACCUUUGUUCAGCUAAAGCAGUAUUUUGGGUUUGUAUUGUACAGAACUAAGCUUCCAAAAAACUGUACGGAGCCAACACAACUGUCUUCACCUUUAAACGGAGUUCAUGACCGUGCCUAUGUCUCUGUCGAUGGGGCUCCUCAAGGUGUCCUUGAAAGGGACAAAUCACUUAUGAUAAAUAUAACUGGGAAGGCUGGAGCAAAUCUGGACAUCUUGGUAGAGAAUAUGGGCCGAGUCAACUUUGGUAGAUACAAUAAUGACUUUAAGGGUCUAGUUUCAAAUUUAACUCUUGAUCAAGAUACACUUGUUGAAUGGGAAAUCUAUCCUCUAGACAUAGAUGGAGCAGUGAACCAUGACAUUAAUGGCCACCUUGACCGACCAAAGAGAUCUGUUGGCAAUCCACUGAGUUAUGAAGCACCUACUCUUUACACUGGUAGACUUUCAAUUCCUGAAGGGAUUCCAGACUUGCCUCAAGACACCUAUGUCAAGUUUCCUGGCUGGACAAAGGGGCAAAUUUGGAUCAAUGGCUUUAAUCUGGGUCGCUACUGGCCGGCCCGUGGUCCUCAGUUGACCCUUUUUGUUCCAAGGAAUAUACUUGUUUCAUCGGUGUCAAACAACAUAACAGUGUUGGAGCUGGAGCAUUCUCCUUGCAGCACCCAGGCAUGCGAGAUAGAAUUUGUAGACAAACCGAAUAUCAAUGCAACCACACAGUAUGAAAAUGAUGCCCCUCAACUCUUUGUUAGAGACAUAUGGCUGAACCAUCUAUAAUGAUUUGACUGUUUCCUUAUCUUCCCCCACUUUGCUUCCCUUUCCCUCAAACCACACUUCCCCUUUUUAAAGAUUCAAUGUUAAUCAGUAAGUUUAGCUGAGCCAACUUUUUAAAUCCUUCAAAGACUUUUUAUUUAAAAUCUGCCAUAGUUAAAUACGGAAAUUCUCUUAAAAAAUAAAAGCCGUCACUUUAGAAUUUGCCUUGGACUGUGAAAUUGAACUCAACUGGAAGAUAACGUUUGCAUCAGUUUAGUAAAAAUGUAGUCCUUGUAGGCUACUUAGACUACAUGAACCCUCUUAUGCUUUUCUUUUUUAACAUGUUUUGCAACUGGAGAGGAGCCUACAAAAGGGGUGCACAGUCCCACUAGCUUGCUGUUUACUCUUGUGGACUGGUAGGUCAGAGCUGCCAAUAGAGUAGACGCUUUCAGCUGAUUUUAUCAUCUGGUUAAUGGUCUGAAGGGGCUUGCUGCCAACAUUGAGCAGAUCUCUUUUUUUUUUUUUUUUUGUGGCUGUUUGGUUUUGGGUUUGGUUGGUUGUUUUUUUUUUCUUUUUACCAUCUCUGUGCAAGUGACCUUGGAAAAAUUUCCAUCGGUUUCUCACAGGAGCAGUGGGAAGAACUGUGGAAGAGAGCGCUCAAAUGUAAGUUGAUCCAAACAGCAGUAAUGUGGAGGGACCUUGUAGUCUGCAUCUGUCCCUUCUUGGAAAGCCAAUUUAAUGCUUCCUUUCUGCUGUCUCUGAAGACUUUAAGUAAAUUGAUAAGUACAAGCACAUAAUGUAAAAUUUUGGCUAUUUUCGUUGGACCAUAGCCUCUGAUUAACCUGCCUGCAGGAUGUAGUCUUAAAAUAAGCCAUUUUUCCUUUUAAUGGAUCCUUUUUCUUUUUGUUGGUGUUUCUUUUUCUUGUUGGUGGUUGUUUUUCUUUUUCUUGUUGGUGUGGUUUUUUUCUUUUUUAACUCUAAUGGGCCUGGAGUACCUGUUUUUCAUAGGUCAGCGCACCUUCGAAUUGGAAGGCUUUAAGUUAAAGAAUUUUAAUUCUCUUUGAUUCAGUAAUUCACACCUCCUGUUUUGUUCCAGUAAACUGAUGAUCUGUGUAAGUGCCUGAUACUCGCAAUGAUGUGCAAUCUCUGUCAGUAAAGCUGACUUUAUACGACAAACUGAAUCUUUCGAUUCUUAUGGGUUUUAUGUCAGUCAUGCAAACUCCGUGGUGAGAUUUAACAACAAAAGCUUGAGAUGAUGGAAUCAAGUAUUUUCAUAAUCUGUGGUUUCUUACUUUGAUUUUUGUCUGACAUUAUUAAAAUGGUUCUUUAAAGAUUAAA